GAGUUAGCGCGGUUAUAUCGUUGAACGCCAAUCCUCUGGCAUUAUAAAACAACGUAGCUCACUGCCGCACGUUUCAAAGGAGCCAGCGGAUAAAGGCAAAUUACUCUUAGAGCGCCGAAUGGCUAAAUUAGCGAAGCGUCCGUUGUGAAGAGCGACGGACAUAUUUCCAAACAGAAUGUCAACAACGCGGCCCCUCCUCGGAAUGAAAGGAGCCGCCGAGCUAACCUGCCCCGAUCAGCCCGUCAGCACAUCUCUUCCGUUGGCCGGCAGGCAACAACAGGAGGCCCUCACUGUGGACGAGUUUACGGUCCUCGAAGAUAAACAGGAGGAACUGAAAAACGCCAAGCCCCGAGUUGAACAGGUUUUCAAGGUAGCUUUCACCAUUAUCGGCCUUUUGGACCACACAGGACAGGCACAUGGGAGCAAAACAUCACGACAGAUAUGGCUGCAACUCAAAGGAAAGAGAGACGACGUGUCCAAAGCAAAGGAGUAUGUGAGGGGCCUGUGUGACCCAGAGUUGCAGAAGGAGGAGCGCUACCCAGUAGACAUGCAUUGCAUCUUUGCUGGUGCGCGCGGCCUCUUCCUUGACAGACUCCUCCGUGAUACCAGUGCCGAGGUUUUGGUGAUAGAGCCAGGCCAUCUACGUCUUUUGGGCCAAGCUGAACCGGUGGUGAUGGCCCAGAGCAGAGUUCAGCAGUUUGUGGCAUUAUUCCAGGAGAAAAGAAGUCUGCCAAGUGACAGGGAACCAGCAGUGAAGCGUGCAUUCAAGUCCUUCGUCGAGGAGAGAGAUGAUAAGUACACCAUGGAACUUCUACUGCUGCCCAGUGCCCUGAAGGAAGAGUUACUGGGUUUGGCACAAAGCCCCACUAGUACACACACCUGGGCUAACACACAGGCUCAUCAUAACAUGGGAACAUAUCCCGGGCUGGAGACUGAUCAAGAUCGCUCCCAGAGUAGCACCCCUGUAACAGAGCUUUCUAACCGUAUCCUGGACACCAGCUUUGAGGACAGAGGGGCUGGGGCUGGAGGAAAUAGGGCUGGGGGUGGAACAGGCUUGGGCCCUGAGGCGGUCUUUUUGAACGGCAAUCGGCCUUCACACAAGCGGCGGUCCUCUGAGAGUGAGACUCGGGACACAAAGAGACAGUACUCUCUGGAGCGAAGGGAUGAGUCACUGGACAGAGAGCGGGAGCGAGAGAAGAAAGAGAUAGAGGGCCGGGGGGCCAGUAGGAGUGGUAGAUCCAAGACCCCUUCUGCUUCUUCCUCCUUGUCCUCCUCUUUGAAAGCAAACACAAUAGUGAACCCAAUCCUGCUGGACUCAAAUGAAGGCACUUCAGAUGACAGUGAGGCAGUGAGCCCAGAAACCAACCUCCGCUGCUUGGUCAAUUUCUUCAGAACAAUGGGCUAUCAACAGGAAGUGGUGGAACGAGUUGUCAAGGAGACAGGACAGACAGAGGACACCUUCCUAGUCUUGGAGAAGAUUGUUGAGGAAACUAAGCGCUGUGAACAGGAGACGAGUGGUGGAGAAAAAAGGGGAAGACUGAAUUGUGCACGCUCCUCAGAAACUCCCUCCACGUCAUCCUCAUCGUCCAUCCCUUCUACGGUCUCUCGAAGCAGAGAGAAGGAACGGGGGCCAAACAGAGCAGUGUGUGACCUGAGGUCCAAAGAGAACAUCAACCCUAGUUAUGGAGGCAGUACUAACAGCUUGGGCCACCGGAGGCAAUGCAGUGGCAGUGAGACCAGCACUCAACAGGCGAUCACCAUCAAAAGGAGCUCCAGUGCUCAGGGAGGGGCGGGGAACUAUGAGGUUAUCACUAUCGAUGAUGAUGAUGAUGAUGAUCCCAUUGCCACAGAAACCGCAGCACCAGGCAGUAGGACAUCAAAGACAAUGGCCAUGGAACAUUUGGAUGCCCACUCUGGAUCAAGAACAGACUACUUGGCUCGGGGAGGGGUUUCACAAAAGGAUUACCUUUCAAGGGGAGGGACUCAUACUUUGGGAGGACCGUUCAAAGUCGAGAGUGUGACAGCACUCCGUAGCGCACCCCAGUGGCUAACCACCACCACCUCAUCAUCUUCACCCAGUUCACAUGAACACAUUUCCCGCCCUUCGGCCUCUUCCUACCAGACGAUUGGUCACAUGGGGUGCCAUGGGUCAAGUGCCAGGGUUCCUCCAGCCAAUAACCCUCCAAUAACAGGUCUGGCCCGUUUCCAACAGUCACUGAAGACACCGUACACUUUGACGCUGCCAAACGAGCCAGGGUGCCCUGAGUUAAGACAUAUUAUCAUAGAUGGAAGCAACGUGGCUAUGGCUCACGGUCUUCAUCGGUUCUUCUCCUGUCGUGGUAUCGCGCUGGCUGUGGAGUCGUUUUGGAGGCGGGGCCACAGAGAGAUCACAGUCUUUGUUCCUCAGUGGCGUCAGAAGAGAGACAGACUCACUGCAGAACAACAUUUUCUGAAACAGCUGGAGGACCUGAGACUGCUCUCGUUUACUCCUUCUAGAGAAGUCUGUGGCCAGAGAAUAUCUUCACACGAUGACAGGUUCCUGCUCCACCUAGCGGAAAAAACAGAUGGUGUCAUCGUCACCAAUGACAACCUGAGGGACUUUAUCCGCACCUCUGAUGCCUGGCGGAGGAUCAUUCAAGAAAGGUUGCUCCAGUUUACAUUUGUGGAGGACCAUUUCAUGAUCCCCGAUGACCCGCUCGGGAAACAUGGGCCCCACCUAGAAGUCUUCUUGCGUAAAGACAACAUAAGAACUUCCAUAACUCCUCCCCCAAUAAGACCUCCAGAUCUGCGCCCUCCUGCCCAGCACCAGCAGCAACAACAACAGCAGCAAUCUGUCUAUGUCCAGGCUGUCCAUUCUACUCCACGAACCCCUGCCUCUUCGCCCUGGCCCUCUUCUUCCCUUCUUCCUCAGCCCCCAUUCAACAUACCACCUGUUGCCAUUAGACCCCCUCCUCCGCACUGGCCUCACUCAGGGCCACCUGAAUGGCACCCGCCCCGCCGCUCCCCCUCUCCCUCUCCCACCCCCCCACCACAGCGCUCCCAAGGGGAGACAUCCGAGUUGAAGAGGAAGCUGUAUGAUAUUUUUCCAGACCAGAAGCAGCGCAUUGACCGGAUCCUGAGCGAAAACCCUUACAUGAGAGACCUGAACGCACUGUCGGGGCUGCUACUGGGAUAAAGUGCUGUGGCAUGGCAAUUGGAAGCAGCACACAUACACUGUAUAUCUGCGUGCACAUAUGUCCAAGAUUAUAUACAUAUACACUUCAGAGUAAUUUAUUUUAAGAUCCAUUGUACGAGCCUGCCAGUGGAAAUAUUUUGUCGAGGGAAAGGCAGAAAACUUUUCUUUUGUAUUGAAGAAUUUGAUCAUCAAAAAAGCUGCUAUGAGCAUAAUCCAUUCUGUCUUCUCUUCUUCCCCUUCUCUCUAUUUGAUUUGGCUUAACAACACUGGUGCCCACAGAAAUUUUCCUUUGCAGAAAUUAUAUUGUCCUUUAAUUGCAAAAAUAAUAAUAAAAAAAAAACUUAACUUCUGACCCAGGUUAAAAACUAGGGCUAAAUCUUCUGAAUUAUGUAAACUAAACUGACAAAACCGUCCGGUUUCCUUCACAAUAAUGCAGACCUUGUUUUUUGACUGCGAGUCCAUCACGGAGAGCUUGUUUGUCUGUACAAUAUUCUCAUCCAUCUCCAAGGGCUCUCCACCUCUGGCUCUGAGCCUGUUGGCUGCAAAAUUUGAAAGUUUUGACAGGUUUUGCUUUUUUUUAUCCUUCAUUAUGGCAGUCCACUUUUUCCAAUAUAAACUUAUUGAACAUACUGGCUAGCAAAAUGCUGCCCAGCCACAUCCAGAUGCUGUUCCUAUACACUACCAUUUCAGUCAAGUAGUCAGUGUGUUGUCAAAUUAGAUAAUCUUUGAGUUAUAGUUAAUUUGCAUCAAAAGGAGCAAAGACACACUCUUCGGUCACCCAUUUUAUGUCAUCACUGAUAAAUAAAGAAUUUGAUUCAUUUCAGGCAAGUAGUCCUAAAAUGGUUGCUGUAAAUCAAUAAUGAAAUCGAUUUUGGAAUUUAAAUGACCUGGAUUCUUAUUAUUCUCAUUCUUAUUCUUAUCUUGAACUAGCUGAAAUAACCAGAAGACUGGACAAGGCGGCUAAGGGCAUGGGUAUGUUGAUCAGUACUCAAAAAAGCAAAAUCAGGACAACAAAAGAUCACCUGAGGAGGGAGACUGAAGAGAUUGAAGAGCAGAACACGGAAAUCACUGUUGGCAGCGAAAAACUUGAAGUCACAUCUUUCAAAUAUCUCGGUUCUGUGAUUAACAAAGACGGGAGAUCGGAAAAAGAAAUUAGGAGCAGAAUCGCCCUUACAACAAGCGCAAUGACCAAGCUCAACACGAUCUGGAAAGAUAAAAACCUUGGAAUGACGUCAAAAAUGCAACUGCUCCGCACCAUCAUAAUAGCAACUCUUCUAUAUGGUGCAGCAGAAUCCUGGACCCUAACAAAAGCUAUGGAGAAAAAAAUACAAACCUUUGAACUUGGAGCAUACAGAAGAAUGCUGCAAAUCCCAUACACAGCACGUCACCAACAUUGAAGUGCUGAACAGAGCUAAGAAAGCUAUUGGUGACCAUGAUAAUUUACUUACAAUGGUAGAAAAAAAAGAAAUUAAACUGGUUUGGGCACGUUUGCCGAAUGGAAAGGACACUGCAAAGGACAUCCUGCAUGGCCUGGUAGAAGGAACUAGGAAGAGAGGGAUACCGAGGAAAAACCCAGUAAACAACAUCAGAGAAUGGCUACAGAUGAGCAUAGUGGAGGCAGGGAGAGCUGCAAUGGAUAGGGAACGGUGGAAGAGACUUGUUGAGGCAUCAGCUGUGCUCCUACGACCUCCAUAGGUUACAGAACUGAUGAUGAUGAUGGAUUCUUAUAUUACCAUAGAUUCCUGUCAACUUAGAAAAAAAUAUUGGGUUUGAGCAUGAUGAUGGGUGUGUACUUUCUAGCAGUUUUUUUUUUUUUUUUUUUUUUGUGGAGAUGUUUUUCACCCACAAAACAAUACAAAUGUAAAAAGUCUAUAAACCAAAUUUGAUUGCUCUCCUGAAGACCACACCAGGAAAAAUCAGGAGAAUAUUUCAGCCCUGGAUCCAUUUCUCCAUUUGGAUGAAGAGUCACAUAGCAACAGUGGUAUUCCCAAGAUGUAUCACUAACUUUGAGCCCAAGAUCAUGGAAAAAAUUGAUUUCAAAAAUUUUAUUUGUUUUACAGCCGUUCCUUUUCCAAUGAUUGUGUGCAGGAAAAAUGCUCAACUGUGAGGAGUUUAGCACACGGACAGUCUAGUGCGCUCACGCAAGACUGUCCUUGUAACGCUCCGAUUGGAGGGUCAUUUGGAAGGCUAGAUGACAGCUACCCCUUGAUCCCCAAAAGAAAUGGGACACCCUGCCAUACGUGGCCACGUGCAAAAUGAAGGAGUAGGUCCAGGGGGGGAUUGGGAUUGGGCCUUGAUGUUCCCUUAUUUUUGUAAUAUACAAAUACUUGUUUUCAUUGUAAAAUAGAAUAUUGUUCUGGACAUUUUAUGUGUCAAAAGCGCAUUGUCAUGUUACUGUUGUAAUGUUGCUGGAGGAUUUUUUUCACAUUUACUGAAUUUUGUAAGUAAAUCUCUUCCCUUUUUGUAAAUAUAAGCAGUUCUUCUCUAAAGUGCACUAAUGGUUUCAAGUAUGUGGAAGAUCUUCAGAAAACGGCAACCAAUGCUGUUCCCUAUUAUCUUUUGGUGCAUGUCCGUGAAGUAUGGUAUCUGUCGCUUUGAAAUCCUCCUGUAUGCUCGAUUGAGGUCUUUUUGCCAUUUUAGAUGCGCAACAUUUUUAGACAAUGUGCAUGGCCAAAUUUUUGCGAGCAACCAAGACCAGCAGUUAUUUUCCGUACUUUUCUUCAAAGCAAAGUAUGUGAUUAAUUUUAACCCACACUCGUACUAAUCCCUCUUUCAACAGCAGGCUGUAUUACCAACCUCGUUUUCACAAUGUUACUCAUGUAUCAUAGAUGGAAUGUAAGACCAGUCUUGUAAAACUAAGACUGGGUUAUCAGCCACAAUUGUUUCUUUAUAAACUUUCCUUUUAAACUUCUUUCAUUUGUUCCGUAACAUAAGUCUGCAGGAGGGUCACGCCAUGAUCCAGUAGCUAGAGAGCUAAAAAAAGGUUUGUUAUUUGACAUUUAGUUUUAAAUAAGGAAAAGAAUUUUCAAAAACGGAAAUUUGUGAAAAAUAUAUUUUGAAAUAUUUUUUAUUUUGAGUUUUUCUGGCACAGUGAAAGCUUAAACCUUUAAGGGGCAUCCUGGUGGCUCAGCCAGUUAAGCACAUGCCGUGUAGGCUCAGGCCCGAUCACAGCCUCUCGGGUUAACUGAACCUGGGUUGCAUAUCCUCCCUUCUUUCUCUUUCCUUUCUCUCUCUACUGUCUUGCAUAUCAAAGACUUAAAAUGCCAAAAACAUCUUCACCAAAAAAACAAAAACAAAACACAAGCAUUUAAUACAUGGCCGCUCAGCAGACACUCAUUAAAGAUU
Lampris incognitus (smalleye Pacific opah) is the source of this 6520-nucleotide messenger RNA. RefSeq names its product nedd4 binding protein 1 (gene n4bp1). Gene Ontology annotation, cellular component: PML body; nucleus. Bases 176 to 3175 code for a protein of 999 amino acids. Gene Ontology annotation, biological process: negative regulation of proteasomal ubiquitin-dependent protein catabolic process; negative regulation of protein ubiquitination. NCBI's taxonomy places the organism in Eukaryota, Metazoa, Chordata, Actinopteri, Lampriformes, Lampridae. The record is from RefSeq and is a predicted model, not a curated record. The transcript has 12 exons.